This is a messenger RNA of Gilbertella persicaria, 1334 nucleotides long. Its product is annotated as C2H2 type zinc-finger-domain-containing protein. Lineage: Eukaryota; Fungi; Mucoromycota; Mucoromycetes; Mucorales; Choanephoraceae. Gene Ontology annotation, molecular function: nucleic acid binding; zinc ion binding. The transcript has 2 exons. Gene Ontology annotation, cellular component: preribosome, large subunit precursor. The coding region runs from base 91 to 1260 and encodes 389 amino acids. The record is from RefSeq and is a predicted model, not a curated record. Gene Ontology annotation, biological process: ribosomal large subunit biogenesis.
CAUCUCUCUCUCUCUCUCUCUUCACUGAGUUUUUAUUAAAAAGAAAAAAAAAGGCUUUUUUUUAUUUUUCUUCUCUUUAUUAUAUCAAAGAUGCAAACUGAAAGCCUUUAUCAUACUCAACACUCAAACCCUUUGAGACCUCGUAACAAUUUAUUUACUUGUCUUGCUUGUCAAGUUGCUUUCCCUACUACUGAGCGUCAACGUGCUCAUUACCGUACUGACUGGCACAAGUAUAACCUCAAGAGAAAGAUUGCUCAACUUCCUUCUGUUACUGCGGAACAAUUUGCACAAAAAGUGUUGGCGCAACAAACAAAGGGAAGAGAAGAAGAAGAGAGACAAGGACUUGUGUAUGAAUGUACUGUCUGCAGAAAAUCUUAUUUUUCUGAAAAUGCUUUCUCAAACCACUUGUUAUCUAAAAAGCACCGUGACCUUGAAUAUCAAGCAGAUAAACAAGCCUUACUCUCACCUGUGAUCAAAAAGGAAACCACCAGCACUUUGUUCUCAGAUACAGAAGAAGAUUUGACAGACAAUGAGACGCACUCGGUUGUGUCUUCUGCUGCGGAUCAUCCCCUUAGCACAGACAGAUGUUUGUUUUGUCAUAUGAUGAAUGGUGAUUUCGAUACCAAUAUGAAGCAUAUGAGUGUUGUUCAUGGCUUCUUUUUACCUGAUCAAGAAUAUUUAGAAGAUGCACCUGGUUUGAUUAUGUAUCUAGCUGAAAAGAUUGAUGAUUGUGUCUGUCUUUAUUGUAAUGGACGUGGAAAGGAAUACAAAACACCAUGGGCUGUUAGAAAACAUAUGUUGGAUAAAGGACAUUGUAAAAUGGCAUACGACGAAUCUGAAGACCCUGAAGAAUUGCUACAGUUUUAUAACUUUGGUAACAUGUCAGAACAAGACUUUGAAGCCGCCACGAUUGAUACAGAUACCACACCCGAAGAUGAAUUGAUAUUAGAAUCGGGUGAAAGAUUAGGUCAUCGUCGUUUCAUGAGAUAUUACAAGCAAAAUAUGACUAGAAAACCUUUGCCUGAAUCUAAUGGGUUGUCUAUUACAGAAGGAGGCGAAUCUACGGCGGAACCAAUGGAACCACGCAAUAGAAAAGAACGCCGCAGUAAAUUGACUAUUACAGACGGAUCUCAUCUUUCAAAGACAGAUUUGCUAGCUCGAUUACCAGAAGUAGUUCAAAAACAACAUUAUCAAAGACAAUCAAGCAAACGGGACAAUCUUGUUGCCACUAGUCGUAUGCGUAUACAAAAUCCAAUUUAAAGUGGUUACUGUUUUUAUACGCGUAUUUUUUUUUCUGUAAUAAAAUUGAAUACGCGAUAGCGCGUUUCUGUAAA